CCAGAAAAAACAGUUAGCCAUGCCGGGUAUUGUAACUGCCACUCAAUCUUUCAUCACCGCCCCGCCUCGACUACUCUGCCGCCGGCAGCCGCCGAUAAUCAAGCCUAACCUUUUCUCUUUUCUGUCCUUCUCGAAAAUGGGGUUUGAUUCCUUGCAGAAAAGCUUUAAUUUCCCAGCAAGAAAACUAGUGAUUAGAGCAGCUAGAGCCGAGUCCAAAGGCGUCUCUCUUGGUUUCAGAGCACCCCAUUUUGAGCUUCCGGAGCCGCUUACGGGUAAAAUGUGGAAAUUGGAGGACUUUGAACCGUAUCCUGCUUUAUUGGUUAUGUUCAUUUGCAAUCACUGCCCCUUUGUUAAACACUUGAAAAAGGAUAUUGUAAAGCUCUCGAAUUUCUACAUGAAGAAAGGGCUUGCAGUAGUAGCGAUAUCAUCAAAUUCUACAGUUACUCAUCCGCAGGAUGGACCUGAAUUUAUGGGAGAAGAAGCAAAGCUAUUUAAAUAUCCUUUCCCAUAUCUGUAUGAUGAGACUCAAGAUGUUGCAAAAGAUUUUGGAGCUGUGUGCACACCUGAGUUUUUCCUUUUCAGAAAGGACGGGCGUAGGCCUUUUGAGCUAGUGUACCAUGGCCAGUUUGAUGAUUCACGGCCAAGUAAUGAUGUGCGGGUCACAGGAAGGGACUUGAGCCUUGCAAUAGACUGUGUUCUUAGUGGUCAGCCAGUGUCUUCAGAUCAGAAACCAAGCAUUGGGUGCAGUAUAAAGUGGCAUCCCAAGGCACAGCUGUGAUUAUUCCUGCUGGAGUCAGCUUUUAUAAGCUGAGAGUCACAUGCAAGCGAUGCUAUAAGGGAUCUGUUCACACUAUUAGGACCCUUUUGUCUCCAUCACUGUGUAAUUUUUUUUUUUUUGGGUGCAGAGAGACUUUUUAAGUAGUUGAUAGUGUUGAUGGAGGACUUCAUACUUUAGCAUAUAUUUGUAAAAUUGAUUUCUGAUGUACCCUUUUAAAAGUACCUUAGUUUGUGGUUUUGACAGUCAAAUCAUCCGAUGCAGUGAAGAGUGAGUGUGAGAAAACCACAUUUGUAUGACUCUGCUAUGUUGUACGUGGGCUCUUUAUUCUCCUUGCAGGGAAGUGCUUAUCAACCUAAACAUCAGAUGUUAUGCAUCCUUAGCCAUUGAAGCUUGAUAGCUUACUGUGACCUACCAGUGGGACUGAGAAGUUUUGCCAUCACAUGCCGAAAAGCAACGCAUCUUUCAGAAGAUGAAACUGUAUCUCCCUUUAUCUUUAGUGAAAGCAAUGUUGGAGGAAUUGGUAAGGUGUGAUGGUCCAUUUGGUUCCUACUAAUUAUAAGCUCCAUUUGCUUCCGGCCAACCAAGAUUUCGUCCCUAUCCCAGCUCUUCCCCAAAACAACCCAUGGGAUUGAUAGCUACUUCUCCAUUUCUGGGACCCAUUGUAAAGUAUGCAUGUUUAACUUAAUGCAGGCUUGAAAGAUGUUUGUAGCUGCUGAUGGCGACUUCCUUUAUUCUGAAUCAUUGUAUGGAUAUUAUUUCAUUAUCUUAGCCUUCUGGUUUUGAAUAAUUGAUGUAAAUUCACCAAUGACAGAGAUAUGCUUGCUUAGCCCUUGAUUGAA
Messenger RNA from Coffea eugenioides, 1617 nucleotides. RefSeq lists its product as uncharacterized. The coding region runs from base 20 to 778 and encodes 252 amino acids. The record is from RefSeq and is a predicted model, not a curated record. Gene Ontology annotation, molecular function: oxidoreductase activity; antioxidant activity. The transcript has 10 exons. Lineage: Eukaryota; Viridiplantae; Streptophyta; Magnoliopsida; Gentianales; Rubiaceae.